GUGUAUUAAGGCCUAUGGAGAUCGAUAAAGCAAUCAAAGAAAGAGAUGACCGGAGGCUCAAGAUCAAGUACAACAACGCCAUAUAUGUUAUACGAAGAGUUCUUGCUUUGUACUCCAUUGCAGAGGUUGCCCUCAGCUUCAAUGGAGGAAAGGAUUCAACUGUUCUGUUGCAUCUACUUAGGCCUGGCUGGUUUCUGCAUAAAGGGGAACAGAGUUGUUCUAAUGGGAGUCUCAAUUACUUUCCAGUUGGGACAAUUUAUUUUGAGAGUUCUUCUGCUUUCCCUGAAAUUAAUUCAUUUACCUAUGAUACAACGAAAGUGUUUAUACUUCAAUUGGAAGCAUAUAUGACACAGUUCCAAAUGCAUUACUGUGUGUCAGAAACUCAUCCAGUAGCAAAGCAAAAUUUAAACCUGCAUAUUGGCUUUCUGAUGGAAGAUUGGAGUGAGCAGCUCAGGUUUGGCACCUUUGAGGAUCAAUUGGGACCUUUGUUGUGUAAAAUGCUACAUAGCAUUGGUUGGAAAGUAAAACAAACUGCUGUUGUCCAGAAUGAUGCGCCUAAUGAGGAAUUUGAAGAAUAUCUGAGGCAUCUUAUUGGUGAACACUGCACUGGUGAUAAAAAUGAGAUGGCUCUGUUGCCCGAAGGUGUCACUGAACUAUUACAUUACGAAGAACUGCCUAUACCUUUGAUCAAGUGUCAAAACAUUAUCAUUCUUGGUGCCUCAAAUAUCUCUGAAUUGGAAAAGGAGUGGAACGGUUUGAUUGAACUAAGAUGUGGUGGCUUGUCAUUGAUGGAACCAUAUACACCUUGAAGAUUCACACUACAUAAUUUUGGUCUCGAGUAUAUAUCAACCGGAAAAAGAGAGCACAAGAGAGUGGGACACGUGGCAAUAGCAGGUUCAACAACAAAUCAAUUCAUGCAGAGACACAUGGCGGUGCAAGAGUGGAGCAGAGGGCAUGCGUGCAGGCGCCAGGACCACCAACAGAAAGCAAGACAAUUGGUAACAAUAUAAAAAAAGAGGGAGACCGUGGAGUAGCAGCAUCUGAGAUUUCAGAAAAAGAGGAAGAUGAUUUUGGGAGAGCACUAAGCCUCUAGAAUUGCCUAGGGAAGCAGGGGAAAAUUACUUAGUUUGUUUAUUAUAGCAUUGAUAUUUUCUAAUUGAGUUGGGUGAUCUUUGAAUGUAAUGAACCUUUGUAAUUUUGGUUUAACUUUAAUGAAUGAAUUGCGGAUUAUCUUUUGCGAAUCCA
Molecule: messenger RNA, 1245 nt
Organism: Mangifera indica (mango)
Lineage: Eukaryota; Viridiplantae; Streptophyta; Magnoliopsida; Sapindales; Anacardiaceae
Exons: 9
Coding region: 15-809 (264 amino acids)
Biological process (GO): FAD biosynthetic process
Molecular function (GO): FMN adenylyltransferase activity
Source: RefSeq, a predicted model, not a curated record